AUGGCCCUCCUUUUUUCACGGCAACGACUUAUUCCACUUCGGAAUCUGACAACGCGUUUCCGUGGGGCUUCGGCUCCUCUUUGUCGAGGUUUGGCUACAAGCGCCCAAUCCAUCGGUUGGCAAAAGACUGGGCCACACAAGUACAUUCGGUCACUUGAUGCCAUCGAGCGCAGUUUAAAAUAUGUGUAUGAUGAUCUCGCCCCUCCAGGAAUUCGUUCGCAGGAUAUUCUCACCACGGCACACAUCAACCUGGACCGAGGCCCAACACUAGAACCAGUUAUUUUUGAGACCCUGAUGAGGCGAGCCUGGGCCCGGGUCAGUCUCCUUCAUCCCGCAGUCGCCGCCACCUUUUUGGGUGAUGGUUUUGAGUAUUCUGUUCCUCAGGAUGAAAGGGAAAUACAAACAUGGGUGGCAAAGAGCUUCGUUGUGAAAGAUACCCAGUUUCGAAAUUCCGAUGCUAGCAACUCACCAGCAUCUCCAUCUGCUCUAUUUAAGGACCUAACAAUAGUUCCACCCGAGCCUCACCCCAUUAUGUAUUAUUUUCGCCAAGAUAAAACACUUGUCUUACGCACCCCACACAUCUACACCGAUGGCACAGGUACCCUCAUGCUAUUGAAUGAUUUCCUGACGGAACUAUCUUCUCUCCUGGAGGGAGACUAUGCAGCGACUGCCAAUAUCGAGCUCCGCCUUUCGGAAACUGACAUUGUUAAGAAACUUCCUCUCAGCUCCAUAGCUGUAGCUAGUAUUCCUACUGUCAGCUCUGCCCAAUUGCAAGCUCUUCUACCGGACAUUGGUCUCAAUUUGACUCAGAAUCGCGAGGCCAUCCAAUUCCCCAUUCACAAUUUGAAAACUUCGAGCACUGAUCCGGGAGCUGGACGACUCCGGGCUUUCAAACUCAAUGCUGAUGAAACGGCAGCCAUCAUCCGAAGUGGAAAGCGAACAGGUCUGGGCUUCACGGCUCUUGUACACGCGGCCAUUCUCCACGCUGGACAAGGUCUCAGUCCAGGGGCGCCUGUGCCGAAUGAUAUCAACACACACACCACUCUCACCGGAUUCAAAUUCCGGGAUCGAUGUUCUCUCGACUCCCCUAAUGCUGGGGAGCGAGCGUUCAUUUCACGCGUAAGCUUGUGGCCCUUCAAGGUGCAGUUGAGUAAUGAUAUUUGGGAGACGGCACGCUGUCUAAAGGCACAAUAUACCACACUUGCGGAACAGAAAGACUUCAUAAUUCCUGCCAGCGUGCGAUUCAUGCAAGAGGGCCUGCCCAAAUUUGCAGACAACCUUGAUGCGUCGUUUUUCGCUUCUUUCCCUGGGGACCUCACGACCAUUGUUCGGCAACGGUAUGGACGUAUCAAUGUGCAGGGUCUAGGGCUCAGUCUAAUCACAACUACUCCUAUGAUGCUUUUGGUCGUACAAUCUUUUGGUGGGGAAAUGGAGAUCCGUCUUACGUAUAGCCCUGCAUCUCAUGAAGAUGAGAAAGUGUAUGAAUUUCUUCAGGUGAUCAGAUCGAAGCUAGCCAUCAUCAGAGGUUGA
Messenger RNA from Penicillium manginii, 1530 nucleotides. RefSeq lists its product as uncharacterized. Lineage: Eukaryota; Fungi; Ascomycota; Eurotiomycetes; Eurotiales; Aspergillaceae. The record is from RefSeq and is a predicted model, not a curated record. The transcript has a single exon. The coding region runs from base 1 to 1530 and encodes 509 amino acids.